Molecule: messenger RNA, 321 nt
Organism: Hyaena hyaena (striped hyena)
Lineage: Eukaryota; Metazoa; Chordata; Mammalia; Carnivora; Hyaenidae
Gene: SMIM2
Product: small integral membrane protein 2
Exons: 2
Source: RefSeq, a predicted model, not a curated record
AUGGCCCAAACAUUUCAUCUGCUUUUGCUUCAGAGCUCGUGGGUGGAUGGGGGCGGGAAGGAGGCUGGGGAAAGGACUGAUGCCAGCCUGCUGUCUUAUAGGGAGCUAGACACACGUGGCCACACCAUUAGCCUCCUGUUCAGCUUCUAGACGGGUUUCAUCUGGGACACCUACAUAGUCCUCGCUUGGAACAACACCGUAUAAAGCUGCCCUGGUGCUAACUCCUCUUCUGAAUAACCACACACCGAAUACAGAAGAACAGAAGAUGGGGCCACAAAAAAAGAAGACCACAGUCAGGUGCCAGAAAGAGGUGACACCUAG